AUGCCCAGACACCCCCGGGCCAACAGUGCAGAGCCACUCGAGCAAGAGCCCCCAAUACACCCACCACCCACAGCUCCCCACUGCCCAGACCCCAAGCCAAGCACCAGACCGCAGCCACAGCCAGGGAAGAAGACAUCCAAGCUGAAUCCACCCGUCCCCUCCCAUGGCCCAUCUUCCCCACACCAACAAUAUCAACAUAUCAACAAUGCCCGCGCCCACCCCAAACCCACCCAGGAGCAGCCAGACCACCAGGCCAGUAACUUGUGUUUGCUGACAGCCAGUAAUGCUCAGAAGCACAAGCAUCAGCUGGCCGCCUACACAUCACGGCCUUCGGCAAACAGGGAGCAGUUCUGUCAGUGGCCCUGUAAGUGUUCAGAGAGACCUUACUGUGCCCCGGGUGUGAGCGCUGUCUUGGACGGCUGUGGCUGCUGCAAGAGCUGCGCCAGUCAGAUCGGAGAGCCGUGCAAUGAGAGGGAUAUAUGUGACCCCCACAAGGGCAUGUACUGUAACUUCUCUGCUGACAAGCCAAAAUAUGAAGUCGGAGUGUGUGCCUAUAUGACGGCAGUUGGCUGUGACCUAAAUGGGGCUCACUAUGAGAAUGGAGACGCUUUCCAACCCAGCCCCCUCUACAAGUGCACAUGCAUUGGAGGAGCAAUUGGUUGUACACCUGUUUUCAUCCAGAAGCCUGCUGGACUCUUGGGUCCCAUCCCACUGAUGGGCAUCAGGCCAGCUGGCCUUCGCAGUGGUCAAAGCCCAAAGAAGCACCAGCAGGACACCACCUACAAACUAGGCUGGAAGAAGAACUGUUUGAUCCAGACCACCCCCUGGAGCCCCUGCUCUAAAACUUGUGGCCUGGGCAUCUCCACACGUGUCAACAACGACAACAACAAAUGUGAGAUGAGGAAAGACCGCCGCCUGUGCCUGCUGCAGCCAUGUCAGAAAAGCAUACUCAGGAGUGUUAAGCCACCAAAGGGAAAGACAUGCCGUCCAAAGUUCCAAGCGAAAAAGGCAGAGAAACUGACCCUCUCUGGCUGCACCAGCACCAAGAAGUUCAAACCUACGUACUGUGGUGUUUGUACAGACAAACGCUGCUGCAUCCCCAACAAGUCCCGCAUGAUCAAAGUGAACUUCUCCUGCAAAGGGGGGUUCAAAAUACAGUGGAAGAUGCAAUGGAUAAUAUCAUGUGUAUGUCAGAGAAAGUGCAAUGAUCCAGGUGACAUGUUUUCUGACCUGAGAUUGCUGUAAGGGAAUAUUCAGGCUGUCAAA
Nematolebias whitei (Rio pearlfish) is the source of this 1266-nucleotide messenger RNA. RefSeq names its product cellular communication network factor 6 (gene ccn6). Gene Ontology annotation, cellular component: extracellular matrix; extracellular region. Gene Ontology annotation, biological process: cell adhesion; signal transduction. NCBI's taxonomy places the organism in Eukaryota, Metazoa, Chordata, Actinopteri, Cyprinodontiformes, Rivulidae. The transcript is spliced from 5 exons. Gene Ontology annotation, molecular function: integrin binding; heparin binding. The record is from RefSeq and is a predicted model, not a curated record. Bases 1 to 1245 code for a protein of 414 amino acids.